Molecule: messenger RNA, 807 nt
Organism: Cooperia oncophora
Lineage: Eukaryota; Metazoa; Nematoda; Chromadorea; Rhabditida; Trichostrongylidae
Source: the annotation of a GenBank genome assembly
AUGGACACUCUCAAGAAAGAAAACAUAGACGUUGCGAUAGUGUACGCUGGAAACCCGUGCCAGCUGGCUAUCACCCGCGUCUUGGCCAUUCCGGUUAUCUAUUUUGAUUUGGAAGGUCUAUCUGAUGAAACACUGGUUGCAUCUAAUUCGCCGCUUAAUUUGGACAUCCCUCCCUCAAGAUGUUUUCUUCCGGAGUUAUUCCUCACGCAUGCGUCUGGCGAAUUUCGGAAUGGCCUGUGUUAUAUGAGAGAAUACCUAGUACAAAGUGGGAUAUCCUCGCUGGCAAAGUUGGUUUCAAGGAAAUACCGGCAAUUGGAUGACCCCAUUACGUCGAUGUUUGCCGAGGACUAUUAUCUUAAGAAGAAAUUUCCGUCUUUUCCGGAUAGUAGCGAACUUCUGCGGUCCAGUUCGCUCUUCUUCGCCAAUACUGAUCCCCUUUUGGAAUUCCCGCGAGCCUUAUCUCCACUGGUGAUUCCCGUUGGAGGACUGCAUGUUGAUCAGCCUAAGCCCUUAUUUGCGGUGAAUGCUAUCCUGGGAGCGCUGUCCAAACUCACCAGCUAUCGUAUUUAUUGGCGAGUCGGCCAUCAAGUGCAACUGAAAGGUGUGAAGGAAGAGGACGUGCCAUCUCACAUCAAUCUCACGGCUUUCAUUCCUCAAAACGACUUACUUGCACACAAAUCCUGUAAACUAUUAGUAACAAAUGGAGGAAUGUCGUCAAUCAUGGAAGCUGUGGCUCAUGGAGUACCAAUUGUUGGCAUACCACUUUAUGGAAGUAAUAGACACAAUCUGAAGAAGGUCGUGAGGAAG